Messenger RNA from Capsicum annuum, 944 nucleotides. RefSeq lists its product as uncharacterized. NCBI's taxonomy places the organism in Eukaryota, Viridiplantae, Streptophyta, Magnoliopsida, Solanales, Solanaceae. The record is from RefSeq and is a predicted model, not a curated record. Bases 1 to 723 code for a protein of 240 amino acids. The transcript has 7 exons.
AUGGAAGAGCAGAAAUCUGAAAAAUACUUUUGGCUCCUACUGCUUAGGAAAUUCAGUUCCAGGGAAAUUUUGCAUCAAAAAAGUUCACACUGCCUUUUGAGUUCCAGGGAAAUUUUGCAUCAGAAAAGUUCACACUCCCUUUUGGGACUAUUGACAGUAAACAUCUUUAAAGGUAUUGUACUUGAAGCAAAAACAUGUGUGGGAUCAUUUGCUCAUGGUGAACAAGAUGCAAAAUCUUUUGCGUCUAAAAAAAAUUCAAACCUACUUGUAAAGAACGACAACUUCAUUAGGGGUAUAUUUUAUUUGCAACAUGAUAACUGCAAUCAUGUUGGGACUAAGUCAAUUGUGCGGCACAUACGACAAGGAUAUCUUAAAAUUCCUCCACUCCUACAUCCUACCAAUUUAAUAGAGAGUCGUGCGAGCAGAGACCAAGCCUCAUCUCCUCUCAUAGAAACAGUGGCAUCACCUUCCUCACUGAGUCUUGCACCUAUUGAAGAUGAAGCCCCAAUCAUUUUACUUGCUCGCCUGCUCACACUGCAAUCACUUUGUACGCAGCAAGACAAAAAAAAUGGUUCGGUGCUUCAGUUGUUAGCUAGAACAGAUGUUGGUCCCCAGUGGGAUAUAAUGCACCAGAAUAUGCAACAGGGAGGGAAAUUCUCGAUCAAGUCGGACAUCUUUAGCUUUGGAGUAUUACUUUUGGAAAUAAAAGCCACUAAACAGUGACCAUUCGAUUUACACAGGCCACUUAAAAGUGACCAUUCGAUAUUGCAUUCUGACAUUGUCUUUUGUAUGUACAUAUACUAUUGUUUUAGCUACAUAUCCAGGAUUUGAAUUAAGGCUAUUGUGUCCUGUCAAACCCAUACCCUUGUUCGGCAUUCUUCAUGAUGAUAGUAAUAAUAGUCAAAUAAUAGUCGGUUCAUAAAUAAAUGCUUAUUUUGUUCAAA